AUGAAUACAUUAAAUAUUCCAAAGAAUUAUAUCAAAUGUUCGUAUUCAGGUUGUCAAAACAAAAUGGCUCAAAAUCCUAACGUUCGUUAUUUUUCGCUUCCGAGGGAUCCAACUAACCGUGCCAAGUGGAUUGAAAACUGUGGUAUCAUAAUUCCUGUUGAUUCCAUAAAAAAAUCCUUAAAAGUGUGUGGCGAACAUUUUGAACAAAAAAUGUUUUUAAAUGAUCUUCAAAAUAGACUUCAUAGUCAUUCUAUACCAAGACAUUUUAUAAAUGAUACACCAUCAUCUUCCAGAAGCAUUUCACGUAAACUUGAUUUUUGUUCUACUGUUGACAAUAAUAUAUCAAAUGCUCCAGCAGAAUGUGAAACAACAAUUCUCUCUUCUCCAAAUGUGUUAGCUCUACCAUUAGAUUCUGGAACACCAAGUAACUUGCUUCUAACUAAGAAUAUGAUUUCACACAACACCAUGAACAGUCCAUAUACUGAUCACUCCUAUGUUUCACUUGACUCGGAGUCAAAUUAUUCAUUUGAAACAAAUGAGUCAGGGAAAAAUUGUGUAUUGAUAAUGUAUCGUUGCUUGUUUCAUUCUUCAUUUCAUCUAUUCUGUGCUUGA
Messenger RNA from Macrosiphum euphorbiae (potato aphid), 612 nucleotides. The record is from the annotation of a GenBank genome assembly. NCBI's taxonomy places the organism in Eukaryota, Metazoa, Arthropoda, Insecta, Hemiptera, Aphididae.